AUGGUGGAUCGCACCGUGUACACCCCGGACAAGUUGCCGGAGCUCCCAUUGCGGCAGAUCUUUGGUCGGCAACGAGUUCCGGAAGACUUGUGCCGGCUCGUGGCUGAUGUGGGUCUCCGCAGCGUGGAAACGUUCGCCAUGCUGGGGGACAUGAUCACAACGGUCAAGCAGACCUUGAAAACGAUCAUACCAGAUUCUGCUCGUUUCGGCGAUGAUGCGCCGGCGCAGGAGCUUGCUCUUACAGCUCUGGCGGCCGUCUGGAAGCAGUGCUCCACCAUGCAAGAUCACUUCGCAGCUCGGCGAGCCAAAAUGGAAGAAGACCCCAGCAAGGUCCCAGAGAUUCCAGGCGAAGAUCAUGCUGAGUUUCGUGACACGUUCGUGGCUCGUCACCCUGACGUGCUCUUGCCCAUGCAUCGAGAGCCUCAUCGGAAGUUUGUCGAACGUGUUCAACGAGACUACUUGGUGCACGGCUUUGUUCAUUUCUACGAAGUCGGCGAGAUCCGCACCAGGAAUGAGCAGAUCGCUCAGAAAUCUGGGCUCUCCAAAAAUGCAGAGGAUCUCUUGCGUGUGGUGAUGGUAGAUCAGCCUAGUGAGCCUUUUUUGUUUUAG
Molecule: messenger RNA, 609 nt
Organism: Cladocopium goreaui
Lineage: Eukaryota; Dinophyceae; Suessiales; Symbiodiniaceae
Source: the annotation of a GenBank genome assembly